Bursaphelenchus okinawaensis is the source of this 4184-nucleotide messenger RNA. The record is from the annotation of a GenBank genome assembly. NCBI's taxonomy places the organism in Eukaryota, Metazoa, Nematoda, Chromadorea, Rhabditida, Aphelenchoididae.
AUGGACUACCUCAUGGACGUGCUCUUUGGCGAGCACUCUUCCGCGCUCGACGUGGUGAGUUUCCAAAACUUUUGUUUUCUCUGAAAUUUAAAUGACUCCACUUCCGGAGGGGGGGGAUGGAACAGGCGAGCCAGCGGUCAACACGACCGGCCCUGAUUACAGUAAUCCUUGUUUUCCCAUCGGUUCGAAAUUACCUGUGGCAAUUUCCGUUCUAUUUUUUGUUUUCGAAAACUGUUGUUCGUGGGGCGUCGAAGCCGUGCUCUACAAAAACAGGCCGUCCUUUCUGUUUCUCAAGUGCAUAUGAUUCUGGUGAUACAACUUUGUGCUUGAACAUGUUUGCAUUUAAUUUCCUUUACAUAAUUUAGUUUAAGUCGCCGCCCGACCCUUUUUUAGGAAAAUUUAUUCCGUUAUGGGACAAAACCCGAUUUCAACGUUGAAAUUAUAAUGAGGUGGGGCUGAUGCGCGACUUGUUAUCUGCUUUUGUAAAUAGCCGACCCUCGGGGGCUCUAUUUUUAAGGACUUGGCAAAGUACACUUGAGGAAUACCUAAAUAUGCAGAGUGUCACACUCUUCUUGUCCAUGCAACACCUAGAAACCAAAGUUCUAGGUCUUGACAACCGGCUCCAAGUUGUUUCUCUGAUACUCGAUUAUACUAAUCAUGGUGAUAGGGGUUUCGACCGACUUAAGUAUUAUUAUUUUAAUUUGCAUGCGGUUUGGUUGUAAAUUUAACCACGUAUAUCGCUGUAAAAUUCGACAAAAACGGUUCUUAAAAAGUGUCAAUUUUAACUGCCUUAGGCCCCAAAGUUAUAGUUUUGAUGACGAAAAACUCACGCUUUGCUCUUUCGGUCAAAAAGUAAAUCGAAACAUUUUUGAGAUAAAUUCUUUAGAGGUUUUUUGGGUAAACUUUUCAUACUUCUAUGAACUUUUUGACCAAAGUACAGAAACCAGGUUUUGGCCGAAAUGUAGCAUUUCGUGGUUCUUAAAGUACCCGUUCUCAACUUGUAUUCCACCUGCCAGUUAUGUAAUGUGUUUUUCGAAAAUACUCGAAAUGUAAACUGGCAGAUAUGAAUACCAAACAGGCCACAAGUCCACGCGGUCGAUUCUUUAAUUUCCCCCAAUUUAAAUGACAUUUCUGGCUGACAUGGGGUCUGAGAUCUACACUUACAUUGGCCGGAGGUGCAAAAUUAAUUUCUGGGUUUGACAUUCACGGCCGAACACGAUAGUACGUCACUUACGUUUACAUGUUUCAGGUGAUGUUUAUGAGCGUGGAAGACAUCGACCGGCGAUGUCCACGAGGUCUGAACUCCAGUAUGCUCAACGACACUUCGUGGAAGUUGGCGCCGUUCGAUGACGUUUGCCUUAACGUGAGUGUUUUGUACUUUUAAAGUGUUCUUGGAAUGUGUUUUUCAAACGUUUUUUACAAUAAUUGGCAUAAUUGUGAUCUAAUAUCAAAUUUAUCUUAAUAUGACAUUGUUUUCCUGAAUAAUAAUGUUUCCAGACCUUCUUCCAACGUAUGAACGCCCAUCUGAGGAAGUAUAAUGAGUGGGAAGAGAUGUUGUACACCUUCCUGUACUUCCUCAUCUCCUUCUUCGCGUUGGUCGGGAAUGGCGUGGUGAUAUUGGCAGUGAUACGAAAGAAGGAAAUGAGGACCAACCGGAACGUUUUAAUAGUCAAUCUGGCCCUCUCGAACUUGAUGCUCGCUCUGACGACGAUUCCGUUCUUGUGGCUGCCGUCCAUUGACUUCGAAUUCCCAUAUUCCAAAUUCUUUUGUAAGUUCGCAAAUGCCCUGCCGGGAAGCAACAUCUACUGCUCGACGCUAACCAUCUCGGUCAUGGCCAUUGACAGGUACGUCACGUUUGAGACAGGUCUACUUAACAGACCAGUAAGGCCAAGAGUAACAGUUCAAGAACACAAAAACAAUAUAAAAAACGAUAUUGCUGAGAUAAGACCUUAUUGUGUAAACACAUUAGGAGACACUAACCACAGUAAAGUCAUCUCAUGGUAAAUAAAGUAUGGCAGCACUCUUGCUGCAUAAACAACCUGCUUUGGAUAAACAGUGAUGGAACGUUACUUAUUUUAAUUAUUUCCAGAUAUUACUCCGUCAAGCAGAUGACAGUCGGAUCUGUAAAUCAGUCAUGCCUGAAGGGGAUUAUAUUAUCAAUCAUGAUAUGGGUGUUUUCGUUUCUACUCAGCUUUCCGCUCCUUAUUUACUACGACACCACCAUGUUAUACGUCUUCAAAGAUGUCAUGGUAUACGAUUCUGAGAAGAAUACGACGCAGCUACGGAGCUACGGCUGGCGACAAUGUAGACUUUCUCCAGGAGGGGCUACAGCUGAAGACGACCAGCUGAGCACCAUGAAUGCAGAUGCUCAAGCCAGGAUGAUACAGGUAUUGUUUUUGAUAGAUAAUGUGCCUUUUCAUUUCUCAGUAUCGACUCAGCAAACAACAUAGUAAUGCACUAACUGGAGUAUAACAAGAUUAGGUAUCUUUGAAGUUUAAAUUAUUAACCAUGACAAGUAAACAACUUGUAGGAGUAAACUUUAGCCAUAUCCGUAGAACAUUUUAGGCAGAUUAAGUAUUCAGGCUGCGUGAUUUAGCAUUUUUGUAGAGAAAUUCGGAAAAACAUGUACAUAAAUUAACAUAAUUCCAGCUGGUCAUGUCACUGAUGCAAGUCCUAUUCCUGUACGUCGUCCCACUGAUUGUACUUUCUAUUUUUAACGUCAAACUGACGCGAUUCUUGAAGACCAACGCAAAGCACAUGAGUAAGAACAGGAACGGCAUCAUCCGCCGUGAGUCCGUCAUGCUACAGUGCAACAAGACCCAACAGACCCACUACACGGUCAACUGGUCUCCCAAGAAGAAGGCCAGAAACCCAUCGUUGCUGGAAACAGAACUGUCCUCAACUACAUCCCCCGGCUCCAGAAUGGACUCGGCUACGCCAGCUGAACGAGCUUCUGACCGGCGUCGGAAUCGGACCACGAUGUUGUUAAUAGCCAUGGCGGGCUCGUAUGCCGUGCUGUGGUUCCCUUUUACGUUGGUCUCAAUGCUCAUAGACAUGGACAUACUAUACCUCGAGAACGGUGCAGCCAUAAUCGAGCGCAUCGACCAGUCGUGUAAACUAAUAUCGAUUCUCUCGAUCGGAGUGAAUCCUUUCUUGUACGGGUUUCUGAAUACAAACUUUCGCCAUGAGUUCACCGACAUCUUCAACUCCAUCAUACGAUGCUCGGCUACACAGUCAGCUCAACGGAACCGGAGCACUAUGUAUUCGGCAAUACAGUAAGUCAUUCUAAACCUAUUGAACUAUCAAAGAUGUUAAAGUGGGUUAAGUUCAAAUCUCAUUACUCUUUCGAACAGGUUGUUUUCAUUUAAACAGACUCUGUUCUACAGUACCACCAACGUUGUUUUCAGGCCGAACCUCAACCAACGGUCGCAUUCCUUUCUGGAGACCAUCCAAAGUGCCUGCGGGUCUGUUUUCUCACUCAAGGCGCGCCUAGACCAGCCGAGGUAAUAUUGUAUCGUGCAGUUCGUUUGAACCCUCACAUUUAUUAACUGAUAAAAGUGGUUUUAUUGGCUUUUCAUUACUUUCCCCAAAGUAGUAUAAACAAGAGUUUGUUUUGCCUCAAGUAAUUUACUUGGCUUGGCUAAAUUAUUUUCAAAAACUCUGUUUUGCAGCUAAUUGUAGACUUCUUCAUGCAGACAUUUCGGACUAAAUUGAAGUUUAACAUGAAGGCGGAUACAGUGUAAAUUAACUAAUUAACAAAAGUGGCACUUUUAAAGCAUCAAAAACCAUAUUUUAACUUACAUUAAUAUCUUUGACACCAUUCAAAUGUCGUUCCCCAUAAAUAUCAAUAUUUAUUCUCAAAAAUAGGACAAGUAUUUCAAAUUACAAGUUCACAGAAUUGUUUUUAAUUUUUCGACAAAAUUUUGUCGAAUGAGAAAGUUGUGGGCGCACUUUGGAAACAAUAUUUUGCAGGUUGCGGAAAUGUUUGCAUAAUUAAACUGUUUAAUAUAGUUAGAAAUGUUGUUUUCCUUAUUGUGUUUUCUAGUUUUCUCUAACUUUUUUAAAUUUCUAAUUUCAGAACGCCUCCAGAAGUGUCAAAAAGCAGCAGUUCCGAAGCCUGUGCCCUUCAAGUGUUUCCCCCAGAGAAAGAACAUCAACUUCUGGCUGUUCCGACCGGUAAUUAA